UCACUUCAUGUAUUAUUUUCGUAGACAGAUUUUGGGCUGAGUAAAUCCUCUCCCGUAGCCUCUUCCUCUGUGCUACAAUGUUGCAACACGUGACAGUUGGACACCGCAAAACAAAACAAAUAUGGCGGCUGACCGCUCAAGAACUGCAAUUCGAUUCGAGUGUCUCUAAGAAUAUGACCACCAUGGACACAAAACAGAUCACUCAUCAUGCUCUUCAAAUGGACAAAUUUAACAGGGCGGGUAACUAUGGCAACAUUAUGCCUCUCCUGACCGCCCUUGAUAAUGCCUGUGUGACUUGUGAGCAGCUGCAAGGCACAGACAUCGUCAGGGUCCUUUACAGACUCCUCAAAACCUGCUCAGACAAUUCAGUGAAAAAAACAGCCAAGCACCUGUUGUCAAAAUGGAAGAAACUCUACAGUCACCCCUAUCACAUCUCAAAGGAGAAUGGAAGUGAAGAAGAAUUCACUGUCAUUGGAGAGAGUAUGCUGGCUGAUAAAGCGUGUCUGGCAGACAGAGGUGGCCUAGCUGCUGGUGCUGGUGAUGCUAGUAAACCAGUGGAGUUGGGUGUGUCUUGUGAACAUGUGGUUUUUCAUACUGGGUCAGAGGACAGAACACUCACAAAUGGGACCAAGUGUGGGAGAGCUAAGGGAGAAGGGGUGACAUCGUGGCAGGCAGCUGGUGAUUCGUCUUCGGGGUCAAUUUUGCCCACCCUCUCAAAGCAGUCAGAAACUCCUGCCACCACUUCCCUGGGUAACCCUCCCCUCUGUAAGGAUUCCUCUGAUUUGGGUUUGAGGACAAAGUGCAUCCAGCUCCUCCUUGGAGCCCUCGAUCCAGAAACUUCCAAGGAAGCAGAGGGGAAGACUGCAGAUCUGGCCCGCGUCAUAGAGGUGCACAUCCAUGCGCUGCACCGUGUAAACCAGGCCAAAUACAAGGCCUGCAUCAGGAGUAAGGUGGCCAACCUAAGGAACCCCAAAAACGGCCACCUUCGGUGUGGUCUCCUGGGCGGCAGCCUGGGGCCGGAAGUCUUCGCCGGGAUGUCUGUGGAGGAGAUGGCCAACGAGGAGCUCCAGCAGCUGAGGGAGGAGUACUCAUCGCGGGGGGUGAGCGAGAGGCAGCUACCCCAGGGGGUGGAGGGGACGCCCACCCAGAAGCUGCGGUGCAGGCGGUGCGAGGGGUCGGACUGCAGAGUGACGCAGGUGUCCCGGGGCACUCUGUUUCUGCCAGCGUGGGUCCGCCAGGCCACCGCAGACCAGGAUGCCAUGACCUUUGUGACCUGUAGCAAGUGUGGGGAGCAGUGGUACCACAGCGGCUGGGUGUGCCUCUGAUAGGCCAUCCUGACCACACUACAUGUAAAAUGCCUGCUUUGUUUUUGUCGAGAUUCUGUUGAAAUGGCUUUACCCUAUCAAACUGAAUAAUGCCAUGUUUUAAUCACAGAAAUAAAGGGACAUUUUACCACAUGAUUAUGCCUUACAUUGUCAUUAAACUUGCUGUGCUACAUACUGUAAUACAAA
Salvelinus sp. IW2-2015 is the source of this 1511-nucleotide messenger RNA. Its product is annotated as transcription elongation factor A N-terminal and central domain-containing protein. Gene Ontology annotation, biological process: DNA-templated transcription. Gene Ontology annotation, cellular component: nucleus. The record is from RefSeq and is a predicted model, not a curated record. Lineage: Eukaryota; Metazoa; Chordata; Actinopteri; Salmoniformes; Salmonidae.